Molecule: messenger RNA, 300 nt
Organism: Puccinia graminis f. sp. tritici CRL 75-36-700-3
Lineage: Eukaryota; Fungi; Basidiomycota; Pucciniomycetes; Pucciniales; Pucciniaceae
Exons: 3
Coding region: 1-300 (99 amino acids)
Source: RefSeq, a predicted model, not a curated record
AUGACCCCUGAAUCCAUAAUCGCAGGCAAGGUCAGAACCCUGGGACACUUCCCAGUUGACCGCGGCUUAUCGUCGGACCACCCCCAUCCCGUCCGGCGGACAUGGGUCAACGCCCCGACCACGCCGACCCCCUGGCUUCAAAGCUGCCAAUUUGACGUCGGCAGACAGGAAGGUUUGGCUGGGUCGGCGGAGGUCGCGAUCCUUGGAGCCUGCGAAGUAUUGAUCGGGCCGAACGCACAUCAAGGCAGCAAGGCCCAAGCCGGCCAUGAGAGCAUUCGUGGGGACCUUUGGAAGCUUUAA